Molecule: messenger RNA, 1239 nt
Organism: Kluyveromyces lactis
Lineage: Eukaryota; Fungi; Ascomycota; Saccharomycetes; Saccharomycetales; Saccharomycetaceae
Gene: MNN11
Product: alpha-1,6-mannosyltransferase
Exons: 1
Coding region: 1-1239 (412 amino acids)
Biological process (GO): protein N-linked glycosylation
Cellular component (GO): Golgi membrane; mannan polymerase complex
Molecular function (GO): alpha-1,6-mannosyltransferase activity
Source: RefSeq, a predicted model, not a curated record
AUGCCGUUCAUACCUAAGAAUAAGAAGAAAUGGACGAAGAGUUUUAAAGUAUGGAUCUCUGAGCUCAAGUUCUAUUUACACAAGAGAAAUAAGUUCUCUAUGCUGUUACUCAUCAGUGUGAUAAUAUUCCUUCUCUAUGAAUUGACUUCUUCUCUUCCAUCAAAGAGUAGCGCUGGUUAUAGGAUUCCAAAGACACAUGGGAUGUAUCAAAAUGAAGUGCAAUCCUCGACUCCAUUGAUCUUCCCCAGCGUUCAAGAUCAUGGCACACUAAAAGAGUUAGGUGUCGAAGGUCUAUUCACACUGAGAAUCGAUGUUGAUGGGAACAGAGAGUACGUUUUCAAACCGGAAGAUACACCAAUGACUGAAGCAGAAAGGAAAGAGCUGGCUGAAACCGAUAAGAAGAAAUUCGUGAAGAGAACCUUUUUAGAUCAUGGUAAAUUGGUUUACAAGAAUAAGGCCAAUCAUCCAGAAGUGGUUAUCGUUACCAUCAUUGAUUUUGAAAACUAUUCCUUGGACCACAUCAUAAAUACUGUUCAAAACAGAGUCGAUUACGCCCAGCGUCAUAACUACGGCACUUACGUCAGAUGGGCCCAGGAAUUCCUGCCACAAGUGCAAAAACAGAGCAUGGAAGCUUCCUACGAAUUCAUCAAACCGUUGGCCGUGAGAGCUGCCAUGAAUGCGUUCCCAUACGCCAAAUAUUUCUGGUUCUUCGACCAAAACGGGCUAAUAAUGCAACUUGACACUUCCUUACAACAACAACUAUUGGAACCAAAGGUAUUGGAUGCAGCUGUCUUGAAAAGCGUUCCAGUGUUCGAGAAGUCGAACAUCAAGACCUACAAACACUUCGAUGCAAAGACCGCUAAAAUCAUUAUACCAAAAACCGGUGCGGGGAAACUGGACACCUCCAGUUUCGUCGUUACUCCCAGUAUACACGGUAAAGCGUUCCUAGAUUACAUAAACGACCCAUUGGUGAGAAACUACCCAUGGCCAUCCUCGUUCACUAGCGCGAUCGGGCACUUGCUACAAUGGCAUCCAAGAAUACUAAAGAGAACCGCAUUGGUGGUACCCAAGACUAUUGCCUCCGUGUACAGUCCCUCAGCAGUUAAAAAACAAGCGGACGAUGCAGAAAGGUUCAAUUAUAUGGACGGAGACUUCGUCAUCACGUUUACUGGAUGUGAAGCGUCCAAAACUUGUGAGAUAGAACUGGACAAACAUUAUCAGCUAGUUAAGCAGGACUGA